AUGGCUCCUCCAACGUUUGCCGGCCUCUCGGGCCGGCCUCUGUCAAUGUGCGUCUCGACCAUUGCGACGACUGCAUUCCUUCUCUUCGGCUAUGACCAGGGCGUCAUGAGCGGCAUCAUCUCCUCUCCCGUCUUCAACGACUACUUCCCCGAGACAAGAGAUGCCACCAUGCAGGGCCUGGUGACGGCCAUCUACGAGAUCGGCUGCCUGAUCGGUGCCGUCUUCAUCCUCGCCAUGGGAGACUUGCUCGGCCGCAGGCGCGCCAUCAUCAUCGGCGGCAUCAUCAUGAUCCUUGGCACCAUCAUCCAGGUCACCCCCAUGAAGGGCCACGGGCAGCUGGCGCAGUUCAUCAUCGGGCGCAUCGUCACCGGCGUCGGCAACGGCAUCAACACGUCCACCGUCCCGACGUACCAGGCCGAGUGCAGCAAGACGUCCAACCGCGGCCUCCUCAUCUGCAUCGAGGGCGGCAUCAUCGCCUUUGGCUCGCUGAUUGCGUACUGGAUCGACUACGGUGCGUCCUACGGGCCCGAUGACCUCGUCUGGCGCUUCCCCAUUGCCUUCCAGAUCAUCUUCGCCCUCAUCUUCAGCACCGUCAUGAUCUGGCUGCCCGACAGCCCGCGCUGGCUCCUCACCCACGAGCGGUACGAGGAGGCCGAGCGGACCAUUGCCGCCCUCCGUGGAUAUGAAAUCGACAGCGAGGAGACAAAGGCCGAGCGGGACAUGAUCCUCGACUCCAUCCGCGCCUCUGGCUUCGCCGGCCAGAAGAGCACCCCCGUCAAGGCCCUCUUCACCAACGGCAAGACGCAGCACUUCCGCCGCAUGCUGCUCGGCGCCUCGUCCCAGUUCAUGCAGCAGGUCGGCGGCUGCAACGCCGUCAUCUACUACUUCCCCAUCCUCUUCCAGAACUCCAUCGGCGAGACUCACAACAUGGCCAUGCUGCUGGGCGGCGUCAACAUGAUUGUCUACUCCGCCUUUGCCACCGUCUCGUGGUUCAUCAUCGAGCGUGUCGGACGCCGCAAGCUCUUCCUCUGGGGCACGGCCGGCCAGAUGCUCUCCAUGGUGCUGACCUUUGCCUGCCUGAUCCCGGGCACCCCCAGCGCCGCAAAGGGCGCCGCCGUCGGCCUCUUCACCUACAUCGCCUCCUUUGGAGCGACCUGGCUGCCGCUCCCUUGGCUCUACCCUGCCGAGAUCAGCCCCAUCAAGACUCGCGCAAAGGCCAACGCCGUCUCGACGUGCACCAACUGGCUCUUCAACUUCUUCAUCGUCAUGAUCACGCCCAUCAUGAUUGACCGCAUUGGCUGGGGAACCUACCUGUUCUUUGCCGUCGUCAACGGAUGCUUCUUCCCCGUCUUGUACUUCUUCUACCCCGAGACUGCCAACCGAUCUCUGGAAGAGAUUGACAUCAUCUUCGCCAAGGGCAACGCCGAGAACAUGUCGUACGUCAAGGCCGCCAAGGAGCUGCCUUAUCUGUCUCGACAGGAGGUGGAAGCGUAUGCCAUCCGAUAUGGAUUGGUCGAUGCCGGAAGCGACGGUGUCGCUGGCAGGGAGGUGGAUGUGUCGAGCGAGAAGGGAAGCUCGAGCGAAAAGGAGAGCAGUCGUGAGACUGAGAACCUCAAGAUGUGA
This is a messenger RNA of Trichoderma reesei QM6a, 1623 nucleotides long. RefSeq lists its product as uncharacterized. Gene Ontology annotation, cellular component: membrane. The coding region runs from base 1 to 1623 and encodes 540 amino acids. Gene Ontology annotation, biological process: transmembrane transport; carbohydrate transport. Lineage: Eukaryota; Fungi; Ascomycota; Sordariomycetes; Hypocreales; Hypocreaceae. The record is from RefSeq and is a predicted model, not a curated record. Gene Ontology annotation, molecular function: carbohydrate:proton symporter activity. The transcript is spliced from 2 exons.